Molecule: messenger RNA, 1793 nt
Organism: Physella acuta
Lineage: Eukaryota; Metazoa; Mollusca; Gastropoda; Physidae
Product: kelch repeat and BTB domain-containing protein 3-like
Molecular function (GO): protein binding
Source: RefSeq, a predicted model, not a curated record
GUUUUUUGAAAUGAUCUGCGUAUUUUAAGUGAAUAAGUAAAAUUGCAUACAUUUACAAAGACGAAAAUAUAGCAAGGGUUAAAAUUACGGCUACAUAUGUACUUCAACAAAAGCAGCAGGGACUGGGUUGUAAUUGCAGUACUACAACACACCAGACCUAUCUACUGAUCGUUUAUCAAUGAAGUAAAGACCAUAUAGUUUUAAACUUAAGUAGCUUGAUUUAAAGCAGUAUGGAGAGUUAUAGUUUUAGUUAUUGCGACUAUUUCAAUUUUGACGAUGAAUACGGAGAUUUUGAGGAUUCUCCAUAUGAGGAGGAUUUGAGUGAUCUGGAGGACUUUGAAUCUGUUGAGACACAAGAGUCGUCUAACAUCAUGACUACUUCAGAAAUGUGCACACACAUUGUUAAGGGUCUAGAACACAUGUGGACAGAUAAAAUGUUGUUUGAUUUUACUGUCAAAAUCGAAGACGAAACAAUCAAAUGUCAUCGCCUGAUCCUAGCCGCAUGUUCGGAUUUUUUUCAAGCACUUUUUCGUUCAGGCAUGCGAGAAGUCACCGAGAACUGUGUUGUUCUACACGACGUUUCAUGUGACGUGUUUACGUUAAUUCUGAGGACAUUGUACACGGGUGUAGAUAUUUUAACUUCCCAAAACCUGCUCGAUGUUUGGCGAGCAGUUCACAUGCUGCAGAUCUCUUUCAUGGUCAAGUUGUGUGAGGACUUCGCCAUUGAAACGGUUGCGAUGGAUACGUGGGAACAGAUUUACACAAAUGCUAAACUUUUAGAUUCAGAAAACGUUCUUGAACACCUCCAGAAAUUCAUGAUAAAAAACUUUGAACAAAUUUCUCUGACAUCAACAUUUCUUCAACUGUCUUUUGAGGAACUAAGGAAUUUGAUAAAAUGUCAAGAUCUAGUAGUGAGCAAAGAAGAUUUAGUUCUUGAAGCAGUGAUACGAUGGGUCAAUUUUGUUCAGAUAAUGACAGCUGAGUUAAAAGAAAGUAAAUGUACAUUGAAUGCUAAAGAUUCAAACAACGUUAACUAUAUGAUGCUAGAUUCUAGUGUUACAGUCGACUUUGUAAAAAAUGAAAUAGCUUUGAGAAAGGAAAAACUUACAGGUCUAUUAAAAAAGAUCAGGAUCUAUCUUGUAAGUCCUUCACUUUUGUCUCAUGUAUACAAGAUGGACUUAAUAUCUGAAAAUAAAGAUUCAAGUGACAUAAUUGUCGAUGCUUUAUUAUAUCACGUUCAAGACCUGAGACAAAGUCAUUGGCCAUCUGUUGCUCUACAUAGAACGUGUAGUGAAUACAGACAUGGUGGAGUAUUCGCUGAAGGAAAGGGGCAUUUUAAAUUUUUAAGUGCAAUCGAAGAGAAGAUUUAUACAAUCUCAGAUAGCUUUUGGUUGCGUGAAGAUGUUCAUUUAACCACAGUUAAUGGAGAACUGUAUGCUGCAAAUGGCAGUUUGUAUUUGGUUCUUUGUUUACACGACAGUAGAAGCAUCCAAUUUGAACACAUUGCUAAACUUUGGACUGGCAAAAAAGUGCUGCAUGGCGCGUUCACUUACAAAAAGAAACUUAUAAUUGUUGAAACUCGAUCGCAAAUCAACCCAGCUGAAGAGGAAAAACUAGAAGUUCCAAAUCACUUUAAUUUGAUCAAGGUGAUCCUUCCCUACAAUUACCUGCCACCUCCUGUGCCACCCCUCAACCGUGUUUUGUGUCCUAGGAAUCCCAUGUACAUGAUUAUCAUGUACAGACCAAAACUCUGGUGGAAAAAGUGGUGGAACCCUCACCUCUCUUGUGUUUAA